Messenger RNA from Drepanopeziza brunnea f. sp. 'multigermtubi' MB_m1, 1092 nucleotides. Lineage: Eukaryota; Fungi; Ascomycota; Leotiomycetes; Helotiales; Drepanopezizaceae. The record is from RefSeq and is a predicted model, not a curated record.
AUGGCCCUGGCCGCCGAGAAGGGAAUCGACUUCGGAAAGCAACAUCUGAAGAAGAAAGAGAAGGCUGCGAACAAAUUGAAUAAGGAGAAAAUGGCGAAGAAAAAGCAAAGUAAUGGCAAGUCGACAGAGGAGGAUUGGGAGGAUGUUGAAGAGGAGGGCGAGAAUGGAGGAGCUGAAUCGAGUGACGAGGAGAGUGGUAGUGACGAUGAGAUUGACUUUGCCGGUAUCGACGAAAGCGACAGCGAUUCUUCGGCGGGCGAGAACGAUCAGAACAAUGAAGAUUCCGAAGAGGAAGACGACGAGGAUAUCCCGGUGUCCGACCUCGAGGAUCUGGAUGACGAAGAAAAGGAAGAUCUCAUCCCCCACCAACGCCUUACGAUCAACAAUACCGUUGCUCUCACCGCAGCCCUCAAACGAAUAGCAUUACCUGUCUCCAAAAUGUCCUUCUCGGAACAUCAGUCUGUUACAACGUCUAAGCCGGUCGAGAUUGCCGAUGUGUCGGAUGAUCUGAACCGCGAGCUUGCAUUUUACGCACAGUCGCUGUCCGCAGCGCAGGAGGCGCGCAAGAAGUUAAAGGCAGAGGGCGUGCCGUUCACGAGGCCUACCGACUACUUCGCGGAGAUGGUCAAGGCAGACGAGCACAUGGCAAGGAUCAAGGCGAAGUUGAUUGAUGAGGCAGCAGGCAAGAAGGCUAGUGCGGAGGCUAGGAAACAGAGAGAUCUGAAGAAGUUUGGCAAGCAGGUCCAGGUCGCGAAGCUACAGGAGCGAGACAAGGAGCGCAAGCAGACUUUGGACAAGAUCAAGGACUUGAAGAGAAAGCGUCAAGGAGCGGGUACGGAAGCCACGAAUGAAGCUGAUCUGUUCGAUGUUGCUGUCGAGGAGGAGAUUGGCAGUAAAUCAUCGAGGAAAGACCGGAUGGGACCGAACAAGCGCCAAAAGAAGGACGAGAAAUACGGUCACGGUGGCAAGAAGCGUUUCAGCAAGAGCACUGACGCACAGAGCUCCGGUGAUCUGAGAGGCUUCUCGAGCAAGAAGAUGAAGGGUGUGGUGAAGCAGAGACCCGGCAAGGCAAGGAGAGCGGGGAAGAGGUGA